UUGCAGUAACAUGUCUCGUUUAGAAGCUAAAAAGCCCUCUAUCUGCAGAAGUGACCCCCUGACGGGCGAGCGUGCCAGGGCCAGCCUGGCGGCCUUGAAGGGCCUCGUCAUGUCGUGCUACGGCCCAGCGGGCAGGCUGAAGCAGCUGCACAACGGCCGGGGCGGCUCCGUGGUCACCACGUCCCAGUCGGCCGCCCUCCUUGCCGGCCUGCCCGUCAGCCACCCCGUGUUAAAGGUCCUGACGGCCGCCGUGCGGAAUCACGUGGCCUGCUUCAGCGAUGGGGGCUUAUUCACAGCCAUUCUUUGCUGCAACCUUGUCGAAAAUGUUCAGAGACUAGGCUUGACACCCACCACGGUUAUUAAGUUAAAUAAGCAUCUUUUGAGCCUCUGCACCAGUUACUUGAAAUCUGAGGUCUGUGCUUGCCGAAUCCCAGUCGACUUUAGUAGCACCCAGAUCCUCCUGAGUUUGGUACGCAGCAUAUUAACAAGUAAACCUGCCUGCAUGCUCAUCGCAAAGGAAGUUGACCAUAUCAGUACUCUGAUCCUGAGAGCCUUUCUGCUUACAAUUCCAGAGAACGCCCAAGAGCACGUCAUUUUAGGAAAGAGUAUAAUUGUUCCGUUAAAAGGGCAAAGGGUUAUAGAUUCUGCUGUGUUACCUGGAAUACUUAUUGAAGUAUCAGAAGUUCAAUUGAUGAAGAUACUACCUAUCAAAAAAUCAGAUUCCUUCAAGGUGGCCCUCUUUUGUGUGUCUUUAUCCGGAGACCUUUCUGAUACUGGAGAAGGAACACUGUUGGUCAGUUACGGAGUUUCUCUUGAAAAUGCAGCUCUGGACCAGUUGUUUAACCUAGGAAAACAACUAGUUAGUGACCAUGUAGAUCUUGUCUUGUGUCAAAAAGUUAUACACCCAUCUUUGAAACAGUUUCUCAGAACUCAUCAUGUUAUUGCUGUAGACAGAAUUGGCGUGUCUCUGAUGGAACCCCUGAGUAAAGUGACAGGAACAUGGCCUAUUGGUUCCUUGGGCUCAAUCUCCCCCAGUAGUUAUGGAAGUGUAAAAGAUUUGUGCAUUGCAAAGUUUGGCUGCAAACAUUUUUUUCAUCUUAUUCCUAACAAAACAACUAUCUGUAGCCUGCUUCUCUGCAACAGAAAUGACACAGCCUGGGAUGAGCUGAAGCUCACGUGUCAAACAGCACUGCAUGCUUUGCAGUUAACAAUCAAGGACCCGUACGUUUUGUUGGGAGGUGGCUGUACUGAAACUCAUCUGGUGGCAUAUAUCAGACACAAGACCCGUAAUGAGCCAGAAAGCGUUCUUCGAGAUGAGAGAUGCUCUCAGACAGAACUCCAGCUGAUCACUGAAGCAUUCUGCAGUGCACUUGAAUCUCUCGCUGGCUCUCUAGAGCACGACGGAGGUGAAAUUCUUACCGAUAGCAAAUACGGACACUUCUGGUCGGUUCAGGCCAAUUUGCCUUCUGCUGUGAACUGGCCAGAUUUGCCUUCCAGAUGUGGCUGUGGACUCUACAGCAGCCAGGAAGAACUCAGCUGGUCCUUCCUAAGAAGUGCUCGUCAUCCCUUCCCACCUCAAACCUGCCUUUCCCGUGAAGCCACAGGCUCGGCCGACACCCUGAUCUUGGACUGCUUUACCGCGAAGCUUAGUGGCCUGCAGGUGGCUGUGGAGACUGCCAGUUUGAUUUUGGAUCUUUCAUGUGUCAUUGAAGAUACAAACUGAUAUAAUGUUAUCUUACAAAAAGAAAAACUAGUGACAUGUCAAUAAAGAAAAGCAUUGAGUUUA
Messenger RNA from Bubalus bubalis (water buffalo), 1786 nucleotides. Its product is annotated as MKKS centrosomal shuttling protein. The record is from RefSeq and is a predicted model, not a curated record. Gene Ontology annotation, cellular component: kinociliary basal body; cytoplasm; nucleus. Gene Ontology annotation, molecular function: ATP binding. The coding region runs from base 11 to 1723 and encodes 570 amino acids. Gene Ontology annotation, biological process: intracellular transport; chaperone-mediated protein complex assembly; protein folding. The transcript has 4 exons. NCBI's taxonomy places the organism in Eukaryota, Metazoa, Chordata, Mammalia, Artiodactyla, Bovidae.